This is a messenger RNA of Panicum virgatum (switchgrass), 906 nucleotides long. RefSeq lists its product as uncharacterized. Lineage: Eukaryota; Viridiplantae; Streptophyta; Magnoliopsida; Poales; Poaceae. The transcript has 2 exons. The record is from RefSeq and is a predicted model, not a curated record. The coding region runs from base 373 to 849 and encodes 158 amino acids.
AAUGCAUGGCAGGCCCUUAAACUUGUAGGGCUGUGUCAUCUAGGUCCAUCAACUUUGAAAAUGCAUUUUUGGGUCCCUAAUCUAAUCAAAUCGUGCACUGCAGGUCCAAAGCGCCACUGGGGCGCUUUUUAGCCAACGUGGCCGCGCCAGCGUGGCGUCCAGCCCGUUUUUGGCGGGAAGUUUACCGCCAGAAGGGAGGUACAAGUUUGCAAUAUGCCCCCUCUAUCCUUUUAAUUCCAUAUCCCAGUCUCCCUCUCUCUAUCGCCCCCCCUCUCUCUGUUCGUCCCAGGCGCCCCAUCCGCUCCCUCCCCGCCGGCCCGCCUGUUGCAGUCCUCUCCCUCCCUGCCGCCCCGUCCUCUCAGAUUGGCAUUCAUGACUGGAGGAUCCGGCUCUCCGGGCCCAGAUCCGGUGAGUGCUGAUGGGCUCCCACUCAUCAUUUGCACCGACUACGGAUUGAGGAGGGUGGUGAGGCGCAAAUCCCAGCAACCAUGGAGUGCAGGUCAAAUCUUCUACUGUUGCCCGCUGCAUAAGAAGGAUGGAAGCGGCUGUCCAUUUUGGUUCUGGAAAGAGGACUACAUGAAGGUUCUUGGCGACAGGGUAGUACAAGCUCCAGUUGCAGGUGCAUACAUUGGAGCUGGGUCGAUGCAGGUAGCUGAAUCAAGUAUGCAAGAAUGUGAUUCAAGGAUGAAAGGAGUACCUGGCUUCGAUGGCAGUGUAUUUGUGAGGAAGGAAGUAGACAUGGUAGGUUUAUGUCAAGAAAUUGUUAGGUUAUUGAAGCUGUUAUGCUUUGUAGGUGUCUGUAUGCUCAUUGUCAUGUUGCUGAGUGUGUUUGUUCAGCUGAUGAAGUGAGACAAGAGUACUCAUGAGACAAUGUGCACCCUCUUUGUAAUGACAAGUUUAAUCUUA